Molecule: messenger RNA, 5963 nt
Organism: Chilo suppressalis (striped riceborer)
Lineage: Eukaryota; Metazoa; Arthropoda; Insecta; Lepidoptera; Crambidae
Source: the annotation of a GenBank genome assembly
AAUUUAAAUAUGGCGGGUCUUUUGUCAUAUCCUGUUAUGUAUAUCGGGUGAGUGCAUGGCCUUUAGGUAGAUCCUUUCAAGAUUUUUAUUUUACAACGCCGCAGUUGUAUUUAUGUAAAAUUGAAGGCGUCAAAUUAGUGAUGGUGUUCUGUAACAGGCCAUGGAUAUGAUAAAAACGGAAUAUGAGUUCCUAGACUUGUCAGAUGUGAGAGAAGCGGAGCUGAGUAGUCUGCAGUGCGCUUUGUACGACCGCAAGCCUGAAGCAGCGGCGACCACAGGCACCUUCGGUCGGGCCGAAUCUGCCAUAGACACCUCGUCCUGUUCAUCGAGUACCGUUGGCCCACCGACCGUGUCGACCAGCCUGGACAGCCUGUCGGGCGGCGAGUGCGAGAUGGCGCCCCACUCGCCAGUAAGGGGCGCAGGCGCCGGGCCUCCGCACGCGCCCCCGCCCGCCUACGUGGCCCCCCCGCCCGCCUACCCACCGCCCCACCCCCAUCAAUGGCCCGUCGCCCCACCGAACGUCUACGUCAGCCAAGUCACCGCCAACGUUAACGUGCACGGCUACAUGGGACAGUACUACCAACCGCAACCGCAAUACGCUCCCCCGCAAGUUGAUCGCCCGCGCACCCAUCGUCGAGAUCGACGCGGCAAACGCGCUCCGUCCCCGCCACCCCCCCAACAACACCCGUAUUACGUCCAGUAUCCACAGUACUAUCCCGCUGCGCAAGCUCAAGGGGCACCGUUAUACCAGUUCCCUAUGUACCAACCCCUGGUUUACGGGCCAUACGCAUAUCCGCCCUACUACCCAGAAUAUCCGAUGCCUGUAGAAGGCGACGCUGGCGAAAAGGGCCCGGAGGAGUAUCCCCAAGAAGUCGUGAUGGAGCAGGAAGCUGUGGAUGCGUACUACGCGGGCGCCCACUACGCAGGCCCGCCUUAUGGUCCUCCGGUCGAAGGCGGCGUCGAGUACAUGCCACCGAUAUACCUCCCGCCACCUCAACACCCACCGCCGGUACCGAUACCGCAACACCCGCAGCCACCGCAUCAAUCGACUCCGCACCAGUUUAACGUGCACGCGAAGAAUUUCGUUCAAGGUCAAAGCCAAAAUAAGAAUUUCACACCUCCCGAAAAGAGUCAAGAACUAAAGGCUCUCCCGACGACUGCUGCGGCGGCAACUGCGACAACGUCCGCUGCUGCUGUGGAAUCUCUUCCUAUCAAAGAUCUCAAAAUAUCACCAAAAGGACCGAGCAGUCCGAAACAGUCUGAACGGCCAGCUGAGAACGCUCAGGCUAAGCCGGCUACCUCUCCAAGUGAGAAAGUUGCUCCAGUGAUUAAGACUGAUGCCUCUAAACCUGGAUGGGUACCAAACGAAGCUAAAGCUCCCGAGACUUCUCCUACCAAUCAGGCUCAAGUUGCUGCAAAAUCGUUCCCUCCGCCAGCACCUUCUAAUAACCAAGCGACUACAGCGCCGAAAGUGACUCCUGCUGCCGGUAAGCCCACGAAAGGCCCAGCUGCUCCUUUCUCUGGCGGCAAACAAACUACGAAGCCAUCUGUACCACAGACCGUUGUGCCAGUGCAGCAAGCCGCAACUACACCUAAAGCGCCAUUCGGAAACAGACAGAAACGAGACGGCCCUACCAACCGCUCCCCGUCCAACGAGACCGUCGAUAAUACUGAAAGAACUGCUGCCCCAACUGAGCACGUCAAACGGGAGCCUCCCCUACCGCCCAGCAAAGCGCCAAUGCCGAUUUCAAUAACAUUGCACACACAAGGGCAACCUUUCAUAGUGACCAACAAAUCGCCUUUCGGGCAUUCGAGGAAAGCUGCCGCGACAGCCCCCGAGCCACCGCCAGCGCCACAACCGCCACCGCCAGCUCCGACGGCUUCCGACUUCCCUCCUCCCCCUACACCGAGAAACCGGGGAGAACCAAUUCCCCCUCCAGUGAUCCAACCGCAGCCGCAACCAGCCCCUGGAAAGUCUUGGGCGAGUUUGUUCUCUACCAAAACUACUGUGACCACUCCUGCGCCAACGCCGGUUGUUACAACAGAGGAGCCUUCGAGUCCUACAACUGCUACGCCCCCCGUGGCUACUAACGUGCAAAAGCCAGUUGCGAAAGUGUCUCCUUUUGACGCAUCGCCCCUUCAAGCGGCGGUGGUAGAUAAGAGCUCGCCUACUCCGCGGCCGACGACUACUGCGGCGCCUACAGUGUCGUAUUCAGAGAAGACUUCUGUGAACGCAGUCAGCAAUGUGACGAGCGGUCCAGUCGUCGCUACAAAGCCGGCAGUAACUCAACCCGCGCCUGCUGAAGUGCGCGAAGUGCCAAUACAGAAGGACCCUGCUCCAGCUGUUCCCGUGCAACCAUCUCCUUUCAGCGACGACCCCAAUUCCUACAGAAUGGGAGAGUUCUUAUCCAAGUACCAACUGGACAAUAGGCCGGUGUCCCUCUUGCCCCGAGGACUCACUAACCGCUCGAACUAUUGCUACGUUAACGCAAUCCUGCAGGCGUUGAUCGCAUGCCCGCCCUUCUACAACAUGCUGAAGGCGCUGCCGUAUCAAACGCGCCGAGGAAAAUCCAGCACGCCCGUUAUCGAUUCCAUGGUGGAACUAUGCUAUGAAUUCAGCGCUGCUACGGGUACAGUCCCGGGUAGUAGGGCUCGGGGCAGGGGCGAAGGCGCCUGCAGCGGGGGCCCCGCAGUCCCCGCCGGUCCCCCCCUAGAAGGGGGUGCCGGUCUGCGAGUCCUAAGGGCUCUGAGACCCUUCCCCGGAUCACAGGAAGGCAGGCAGGAGGAUGCUGAAGAAUUUCUUGGUUGCUUACUGAACUCGCUGAAUGAUGAAAUGCUUGAGCUCAUGAAACUGGUUGAGCCCGAAGAACCUAAAGACAGCAAUGGCCAACAAAACGGCGUCAUUCCUCAAGAGCAGGUGCCGGAAGAGGACGACGACGAUGAUGAGUGGAAGGUAAUGGGCCCCCGCAACCGCGGCGCGGUGGAACGCCGCUGGGCCGCACGCCGCACUCCCGUCGGCGACAUAUUCCGCGGGAAAACGCGCGUGAGACUAACCCGAGCCCCUCACCACCUCGUCACUGACGCCGUGCAGCCUUUCUUCACGCUGCAACUGGACAUUGAGCGUGCCACCAGUGUUAAAGAUGCUCUGGAGCUUCUCGCUAACAAAGAUACAUUGGAAGGAGUAUCGGAUGCUUGGCAACAACUUUCUUUGGAACAAUUGCCAGUUGUACUGCUGUUACAUCUCAAAUGCUUCCAAUUAGAUGCAGAAGGACACACUGCUAAGAUAGUCAAGAAUAUUGACUACCCCAUCGAUCUGAAAAUUGACCCUAAGAUAAUGUCGUCCAAAUUGAAAUAUACAACGAAGCAGAGGGUUUACAAACUGUUUGCUGUCGUUUAUCACGAGGGUGUGGAAGCGAUCAAAGGGCAUUAUCUCACCGAUACAUACCAUGGACAAGUUGGAUGGAUCAGGUAUGAUGAUUCGACUGUGACACAAGUGAGUGACGCUCAAGUGUUAAAACCGAAGGCUCCACGAAUGCCAUAUUUGCUUAUGUACAGAAGGCAUGAUACUCUUCCACCACAUCGUUCUGCCAAACCGGACACUAUGUAAAUACGGACCAAACUAUGAAUGUGUCAAAUUGGUGCUUGUGACAAAUUGAGGUUAAAAAAACAAAGAACAUAAUAACUAUUCAAGCUUUGCGUUUAGUCGAGAAUAAUUAAAAAACUGUGAGAGGACUGUGGAGUGAUAAUGAACUAAGUGUACAUUGUAGACUUUCUGAGGUAAAAUGUCGAAGGAGCAUAAGAUGGGUGGCUGUUUAGUUUUUAAUAGAUAUUUUUUGUUUUGGUUUGUGUUUUCUAUCAAGCAUUUUAUUACUAACCUCUGUUUAGAAGUUUCCUAUUGUAUUUCUAUACUGUUCACUCAAAGAUAAUCGCGGUCUACCACUUAUAGGCCUAAAUUGGUUUGCUUGUUCUUAAUCACAAUAUUUUAAAUGCAUUUCCUAUCAUCAAUAGAAUCAAGCUCAGACGAAUAUUUACCUGUGAGUGGCAGACCGCGAAAUUCUAAAAUUAAUUGAAACUAAUAGAAUGUUUAGAUUCAACUUUAUAAUUUUAUUUAUCAUUGUUUUAAAAGUACAAAUAUGCAAAAUUUAUUAGCGUGCACCACUUGCCUGCUUAUAUAGGCUUGCGUGUUUUUGCGUAAAUUUAUUGUAACACAAUAAAACUAUUGUAAAUAAUGUUAUUAACUAGUUGGAGCUGCUGGUUUUACUUUGGCUAUGAAAAAAACUAAUUUCCCAGUCUAGACAAGUUUUUCUAAUGUUAAUAUUUUUAUAAACUAACUGAUCUGUGUUGUUGUGCUCCAACUUAUCUAGUAAUUAGUUUAGGAAGUUCUCUACUGGACAAUAUGGAAUUGUGGUUUUAUAAACGAAAAUGUAAAAAAAAGUUUGUAGUUUUACUAUCAAGUUCAUGAUUCAUAUUGUUUCUCUUGUUGAUUGAUGAAUAUUUGAAUGAAAUUAGUUGUAAAUAAAGUACAAUGUUUUUAGACUGCUGUUUCAAUGCAUACAAUUCAAUUUGUAUGUAGAGAACAUUGGUUUGAUUAAAAGAAUUGAGAAUAAUGUGUCUCAUGAACUGUAACAUUUCGUCCUAGAUGUAAUUGAUAGUUAUAAUUUAGGGAUUGAAGAACAGAAAGGCUGUGACUUUUACUAAAAAUUCAGUAGCAGCUGAAUAUCAAAAUUUCUGAAGGCAUUGUAAAAUAGAGUUAUCACAGAAUGUAAAAGAUAUUUUUUUAUUAAUAGCCUAAAGAAUGGAGAUAAAAGUAGCUAAAGUGUUUUUAGUGAAGGCUAGCGGAGUGAUGGAGUUUCAAGGAAUUGGUGCUUCGUUGACGGACUAAAAGGCAAGGCAGUGAGCGUAGUGCCCUUGUUACAUGUGAUAUGGUGUGCACGAAGGAAUACAAUGGAUUGUUAGUAGUAGUCACUUGUAUAAUAUAAUUGUUGUAAAAAUAUAAGUGUUAAACAUAAAUAGAUUGUCUAUCCACUUGGAACGUCUGUUUUUAAUAUUAUUCAAAUUCGACACGAGAUCUAUGGUUCAUUUCUGUUAGUAGUUUUUCUAUGCAAAAAUGAACAUUAUUAUUGUAGAUGAACUGUUGGUUAUACGAAAUUUUACAAUAUUAUUUAUAUAAUCUAUUAUAAAUAACAUUGAUUAUGUGAUGUUUAGUAGCGAGAUGGUAUAAUAUGUCCUGGCUUGCAGAGCCUCAUGAUCUCACGGCAAACAUUAUUGUUGGGAAAGAUCGAGUGAUAUUUGAUGUUAAUAUCCUUCCUUUAGAUUGAUGAAGGCAAUACACCAAUGCCUUAUGUAGUGUUUGAUUGAUAUUUUGCUAUUUACGAAAUUGACCAAAAAGUAUGUGGAUAUCAUUUAAAAUUGCUACGUAAAGUAGAACUUUUCUACUUAGGUGUUUACAAAAUGCCAACAUGUUUUUAAUAUAAUAAAAAAAGAUAUUAUAUAAUUCACACUGGUUUAGUGACCAGAUGUAUUUGAAUAAUGUUUUAGUGUUAAAAUUAGUCAAUUUAAAUAUUACGAUAAUGAAACGAAAUAGGUUUAGUUUUGUAUGAUAAUUUCUGAUAAAAUUUAUAAUUUACUAACUUUUAAGCUUUUUUUUAUUUGUAUAACUUGGUUGUUGUUGAUACAUUAAUUUGGAAUGAGGGUAGGUAAUAGAAUAAUUAGGUGAUGAUACUGGCAAUAACUAUGGAUAGUACACGUUGAAUAUAUUAUUGAUUUUGGCACCUCUCUACUUUUAGCUAUGUAAUCAACGAAAUGCAUAGAUUUCAAUAUCCUUGGAAUGAGAAAGAAGCAUAAAUUGUUUAAUUUUGUAAGUGUAUGUAUAGUCAAUAAUAUUUAAUAUUCGUUUUUUGUUGCUCUAAUCUAUAUUUGUAACUUAUCACAAUAUUAACUCUUCAAAUCAGAAGGAUCGGUUU